Messenger RNA from Oryzias melastigma (Indian medaka), 5521 nucleotides. Its product is annotated as proline-rich transmembrane protein 3. Lineage: Eukaryota; Metazoa; Chordata; Actinopteri; Beloniformes; Adrianichthyidae. Bases 652 to 3714 code for a protein of 1020 amino acids. The record is from RefSeq and is a predicted model, not a curated record. The transcript has 4 exons.
GGGGGAUGCAGUUACUCAGUAAGGCUGCUCACCUUAUUGUCCUUGCAUCAGCUGCACCACUUUCCUAUAUAUGCAUGGGCUGCACCCUUGUAAUGUAUCACCUCGUGCAUUUUGCACUGUAUAAAUGAAUCAAAUACCCCAGAACCUGGAUGAUUCCACUGCAAGCUGCGUGAUGAUGUCAGUGGCCGCGCUGUCGUAUUUUCCCGGCUCCUGCUGCACAGGUAGAUGAAGUGAUACGUUGCUCAGUGAGAAAUGGCGCGUAUUGCGUAACAGCAAGCGUUCCUGGCGGGGGGGCUGAUAGGAAGAGUGUGAGAGGAGGGGAGAAAACGAAGGAGGGAGAGGAGUGAAAGGAUGGGACGAUGGGAGGAGGGGGCGUACAUCUGAUUAACUCCUGACUGUACGAGGCGGCGGAAGCUCCCCGCGUGACCACAGAGGACCGGUGUGUUUCAUCUUGCCAGUUGCCUCUCCUGAAGGUGAAAAGCGCUCGCGCCCGGGAUAGCUGUCUUCUAUCUCCUCAUAUUCCCGUCCGCGUGACCUAUUGAGGCGGACGCCAUUGAAGAGGAGGCGCUCAGUCUUCAGUGAAAGGAUGUUGUGAUAAACAGACGGAGGUUUCCAGCAGGAUCGUUGUUGCUCACCACUCUGAGGCUGAACAUGGCUCUUUCAUCACUGCUGUUCCUGGGGUUCCUCCUCUUCGUUCAUGAGUUGGAUGCCCAAACUGUUAUUGGCUAUUCUUCUUCCUUCUCUUCCAUGGAUCUGCCAAGGAGUUCUUCGCCAACCAAGCAGACUAUUCGGUUCUGGCCUUCCUUGCCCCCCAGAGGGCGCAGCGAUGUGCCGAUCAGAGUCACCAUACAGGACAGAUUGACAACUAUUAACGCGGUGGACCAAGGGCAAAGAAUAACCCCUGAGACAACACAUUUCAGUCCCUCUUUGACGAUGACCUCUUCUGCUGAGAAUCCCAUCAAGGAGACAGUUGUAACUGAACCUACUUCCUCCAGGCCCAGGACGGACACAGCCAGAUUAGCUUUCAAACAGGCUUUCAGAAGGGGAGAGGUUGCUACAAAAAACCCAAAUGAACCUUUGAAUGUGAGGUCUUCCACCACUGUUGGGGAGACUGCAAAUGAUGGAUUGGGAACAGCUGGAAAUUCAGAGAAGGGAUCAGUCGGAGACUCGGAGGAUGGGGAUACACAAGGCUUGGGGUCAGGAACAGUAGCAUCGAAAAAGGAUGAUUUACCUCCUCCUCUACCAACACGGGGUAAUGAAAUGGCUCAAUAUCGGCUACAGGAACAAACCGUGAUGUCCAAAAUCUCUAAUGUAAAAGCUCCAACACCAGAGUCACACAUGUCUGUUCUGACCACAGCCCAUACGUCCACCACAGUCUCAACAGCACACCAUCUCGAGAAAAGAAUCCCACAGUCUUUGAAUACAACUCAGCAAAUACCCCAAACCGUUGGAUUACCAGGUAAACUGGCAUCAAAGAAUCGAAUUGGUCUAAACCAGAGUGCAGCUGUUUUGACAUCUCCCAACCCCACAUCGCCCAGUGCCAACCAGCACCCCCAGACUGCAGGACAGCUUCUGACAGCCAAAAACUCAAGCAUUCUGAAAACACAAUCAGCCAACGUUAGUGCUACACAGGAGCCUGUUGGAACGUCCACCCAAGACAGCAAAGCAGUCCAACUAGGAGGGCCAGCAGCAGGCACUACUGUGCGGUCCUCAAGGACAGGAAAUUUGUCCCUCCUGACUCCCAGUGAUGUCCCUGCUCCACGAUCAAGAUUUUCCCCCACAUAUCAGGCUAGUGUUGUUCAGAGGAACCACUCUUUCCCACUGGGGCAUCCUUACCAAGCUCCUUAUUCCACUUACAACCCAGCCCCAUCUCCUAGUGCCCAUCCGUACCCUAACGGCACGUUUCUUUACUGGGGUGAUUUGAGCCGGACGCUGGCUUUUGCAUGGGAACUUCACGUCUACGGGUCCGGAAGCCUCUUCCUCCUUCUGUUUGCUGGCGCCGCUCUUGGUCUCACGCUGUCCCCUGCUACCAAUUGUCCCCAUCGCGGUGCUCUAGCUAUUGCUAAUGCUCUACUGUUUCUGGCUGGAGGCCUCAGGGCAGCUCUGUUUUUCAUUGACCCUUAUGGCACACGGAAAGUCCUUCCUCACUCUGCAGUUGCAGUCCUCUACAACCUGCCUCUGCAUCUGCUGGUGUGGACACAGGCUUCUUUGGUGCUGUUGGCAUUAAGGACAACAGGAAUCAGUGUCUUUCCUGUGACUAUAGAGCAUCCUCCUCUGGUUGGUGUUUUAGCCGUACUACAUUGUACCCUGUUGUUAGGUGUGGAUCUGCUGUCUGCAGCCCUGUCCCCUGUGGUACCUGUUACCCUGCAGGUCCUGUCCCUUUGUUGGGGGCUCGCUAUAUGUUUAGGCUUUCUUUGCUUUGUUUUCCCUCGCAUACGCUGCCCUCCUAUUCUCAGCCAUGGAGUACCAAGUGAAGUCAGCAGGAAGACUUGGUCAGGAAACCAGACAAUAGGAGUAAUUUUAGGGAAAGUUCUGGUAGUCUGUGCAGUUCUUGGGGCAUUAUGCUGUGGAUUGCAUGUCCAUGCCACCUUGUGGCUCUAUGGGUUUUUAGGAAACUGGACAAGCUUCAAUUGGGGGUGGUGGCUUGUACACUUUUGGGCCAGACUGCUUGAACUGGGAUGGGCGUUUGCCCUUUUGCUUUUGAGUUCCUGGGUGUUCUGGAGGCCUGCAGGACCUCGGAGAGGGGAUGAAGGAGGACAGGAGGGCAGGCCAGCUGGAGACUUGCCAUCACCAGGCCAGUCUGCAGGAUCCCCCCAAAGGCAUACAUGCUGGUCCAAAAUUGUGCAAAGCUUGAGGGGAAAACCCUGCAGGAAGUCAGACAGCAACGGUGUGGGAGGAGGAACAGGGGAGAUUCCUAACAACUGGACUGGCCAAGAGCGUGCUGGAGCUGAUAUUAGCAAGAGCUUAAUUAGGAAUCAGAACCACGAGCAGAGUGCCAUCCAGCCUGGUUGUGUGAAGGACAGUAACCGCGACCACAACCACAGAGACCAUGCUGCAGCGCAAGGCAUGUCUGGUGGUUUUGUUGGCUCUGGGAUGGUCUUACAGCCACUGGGCCGCCCUCUGCAGCGCUCAGUCAGUGGCAGUCUUGAUCACGACAGGGAUACUUCCUUGUCUUUCUGUGAGUUUGACCUGCGACCCCCAUCCCCCAUUGACUUGACUCGAAGCAUUGAUGAAGCUCUUCACAGAGAACACCUGCUUGAAGGAGGGAGUCUCUUUCAUCCUUUGAACUCACAGUCACCCUCCCCGCGAUCCGCUGUCAGCCAGGGUCCCUGGCUUCGCAGGAACAGUGACCCGCAGAUGCUCUCAGAGAGCAGUGACGCUCCAACAGAGUCCUCCAUGCCACUGGGGGGCAGCAUUCUCAGCAGUGUACCCAGCAGGCAAGUGACUGCUCCCCCAACACCUUCCCACCCAGGUAACAGGUGGGCAGAAAACAGAGUCCUAAGCGUACCAUCAUCGGUGUCCUGCCCAGUGUCACUUCGACCAACCAGAACGUCGACGGGGCACCUGGGCGAGGAGGACACUCGACCCUUUAUUACUCCAGACUCAGAAAAGGCGCGAGGGAAAUCCGGGAGGUCCGUGGGUUCCCGGAGUUACCUGGAAGUCAGUCGACACGACGAUUCUGUCAGUGCCAGCAGUGAAAUUAUUGACCUCUGAAAUCAAACGGUGGACUGCAGUUACCAGAUGAGAACUCCUUUAAACACUGGGUUAUCAGGAAAACUCCUAAACAUACUUUUUAAAGAAAAGUAUAAAUGAUUAAGAAAAAGGAACAAAAGAAAAAAAACUGCCUUUUGCCUUUUUAAGAAAUUAAAGACGUGGGGUUGUAGAAACAACUAUUUUUUACUGCUGGUGCAAAGCACGAGUAGAUAGAGCACAAAUUCACACAACUUAUUCUUUCUUUAACAAAAAUCCUCUUUUUUGUAAGUCUUAAGCUUAACUACACUGGGACCACACUCAAAAAUAAAUUUUAAAAGUCUGAGUAGCACAUGAGUCCUUUAAAUAUCCUUUGAAUUUCUACAUACUGUCAAAAACACAUUUUCAAAUGUUCACAUCCCUGAAGAACAAAUAUUACUACAUUCAUCUUUAAGUCUCCUUUUAUUCCCAGUAAAAGAACCAAUCUGCAUUUAAAUGCUUUUAAAUUUCUUCAUUUAAUUUCCUUUUGUGACAAAACUUGUGCCAAACAUAAUCCUAGUUGCUGUUCUCUUCCCAGUAUCUGAGCUUCAUAGUGACUCGAUUGCAGAUUACAGCCCGUCUAAGCUGUUCUCGCUGGGCUUCAGGUGUGCCUGUCAGAUCUGUCCUGUAGUUUAAAACCGCUUAUGUAAAGAUCUAAGUGAAAGGGAACACACAUGCGAACACAUCUAAAUAUUAGGAGCUGAUAAAUUGCUGGAUGACAAUGUAUCGAUUGAUGUUAAACUGUUGCACUAAAAAGUUUUUUCUAUCACUAUACAUGCAUAAUUGAUGCCUCUGACUGCAUUUCAUGCGGUUUGAAUGCAAAUAGUAAAUGUAUCAGCUCUUUUAAUUAGUUCAAGUUUACUGGAAUUGUACUGCAUGCUCCACCGCUUUGCAGGGCUGCAGUACACAAGACUGGCUUAGCACAGACUUCAAAACUCAUUUACUCAACCUGACUCUAUAAAGAAAGCACUUAGUCGUACUCUAAAGUAUUUUACAGCUUUAAAAGCAAGCAUUUCUGUUGAAGAUGACUAUAAGAAGUAAUGUAAAUAGUUAUUUUUGUUGUAAAUGAACAAAGGUGUAGUUGAAAUGUAGUCAUAGCUGUUACUGUGAAAGACAAUCUAAAGUGGUUUUGCUCGUAGAACUGCACCGCGCAGUUUUGCUGAUUUUGACGUGGGAUUGUGGCCUGUUUGGGACACAGAAGAGCUGUGACAGUUGAUAUUUCUGGGCUGUGCUCCGGACUGUGAUAAUGAUCCAGGUUUUGCUAAAUGUAUAUUCAAAAUCUGAAGUAGUUUGAAAUUUUUAUGUUUUAUGUUAUGAGAUACGUUUUUAAAAAAAGGACAAAACAUUUCAGUGGAAACAUAUUUAGUUUAUUAAUUUUACUGCAAAUUAUUCCUGAUCCUAAAAAAAAUAAAAACUUGGUGGCAUCCGUCCAAGUUGUUACAUUUCAUGCCACCUCUUUACCUUUCAGUCUAGUGAAAUGAUGAAGUUCAGUCUAUAUGAAAGCCAGUCUUUUACAGUCUUUUGUUGUUUUUGACAUUCCAAUUGAACCUUAGCUGUACUUCCAAUCUCUGUUUUACUACGUUGCCUCUGUGACUCCAUUUGCACGGGUAGUUUUGUUCCAAACAACAUCAUGUGCCCUAAAACAUACAGUCAUGAUGUCCUUUAAGACCAGUAAUCAUUUUAUGAAAGUACAGUGUUAGUUUCAUGUGUUUACUUUUCCCAUUGAACUGUUGUUCAUGUAUUUUUUGCUGCGUUUCAUGGCCGGAUUCAAAUAAACCAAAUAAAAGAAAAA